AGAAAGCAAAUUUAAAAAACAAAAAAGCUCCAAGACCGAGCGGGAGCGCGGCGACCGAUGGCUUCGCUGUACCAGAGAUUCACCGGCAAGAUCAACACCUCCCGGUCCUUCCCGGCGCCCCCCGAGGCGAGUCGCCUCCUGGGCGGCCAGGGGGCCGAGGAGGACGGUGGCGGUGCGGGCGCCAGGACCCUGCGACCCCAGGUGCCUGCGGCGCCCCAGGAGCACGGCGGCGGCGGCACUGGGGGCCGGCCCCGGUUCCAGUAUCAGGCGCGGAACGACUGCGAGGACGAGGAUGAGCUGGUGGGGAGUAAUCCUCCACAAAGGAAUUGGAAAGGAAUAGCAAUCGCUUUGCUUGUUAUUCUGGUAAUCUGCUCCUUAAUUGUCACCUCAGUCAUCCUGCUUACACCAGCGGAAGAUAACAGUCUGUCUCAGAAGAAGAAGGUGACCGUGGAAGACCUAUUCAGCGAAGAUUUCAAAAUUCACGACCCUGAGGCUAAAUGGAUAAGCGAUAAAGAAUUAAUCUACAGAGAACAGAAAGGAAACGUGAUACUGCGAAAUGUUGAAACAAAUAUUUCUACCGUGUUAAUAGAAGGCAAAAAAAUUGAAUCAUUAAGAGCCGUCAGAUAUGAAAUAUCUCCAGAUAAAGAGUAUGCGCUUUUUUCAUAUAACGUGGAAUCAAUAUAUCAACACUCCUACACUGGAUAUUAUGUUCUGAGCAAAAUUCCUCAUGGGGAUCCGCAAAGUCUGGAUCCACCAGAAGUCAGCAAUGCCAAGCUUCAGUAUGCAGGAUGGGGCCCUAAAGGCCAACAGCUGAUAUUCAUCUUUGAAAAUAACAUCUACUACUGUGCACAAGUCGGGAAGCAGGUGAUACGUGUGGUUUCUACCGGGAAGGAAGGAGUCAUUUACAAUGGCCUGAGCGACUGGCUGUAUGAAGAGGAGAUCUUAAAGACACACAUCGCGCACUGGUGGUCUCCCGACGGCACGAGGCUCGCGUACGCCACCAUCAACGACUCCCGUGUCCCCCUCAUGGAGCUGGCGACCUACACUGGCUCCGUCUACCCAACUGUGAAGCCCUACCACUAUCCCAAGGCUGGAUGUGAAAACCCCAGCAUUUCCUUACAUGUUAUUGGUUUAAGUGGACCUACCCAUGACCUGGAAAUGGUGCCACCAGAUGAUCCAAGAAUGAGGGAUUACUACAUCACAGUGGUGAAAUGGGCCACCAGUACCAAAGUCGCGGUGAACUGGCUGAACCGGGCCCAGAACGUGUCCAUCCUCACCCUCUGCGACGCCACCACCGGGGUCUGCACCAAGAAACAUGAGGAUGAAAGUGAAGCCUGGCUCCACAGACAGAACGAAGAGCCGGUCUUCUCCAAGGACGGCCGGAAGUUUUUCUUUGUCAGAGCCAUCCCCCAGGGAGGACGAGGAAAGUUCUAUCAUAUCACCGUGUCGUCGUCCCAGCCCAACAGCAGCAAUGACAACAUUCAGUCAAUUACCUCUGGGGACUGGGAUGUGACCAAGAUCUUGGCCUAUGACGAGAAGCGGAAUAAAAUUUACUUCCUCAGCACGGAGGACCUGCCAAGACGACGACAGCUCUACAGUGCCAACACUGUGGGCAACUUCAACAGGCAGUGCCUCUCCUGUGACCUGAUUGAGAACUGCACCUACUUCAGUGCCUCCUUUAGCCACAACAUGGAUUUCUUCCUGCUGAAGUGUGAAGGUCCUGGAGUUCCCACAGUAACAGUGCACAACACCACAGAUAAGAAAAAAAUUUUUGACCUAGAAACAAACGAACACGUACAGAAGGCUAUAAAUGAUCGACAGAUGCCUAAAGUAGAAUACAGGAAGAUUGAGAUUGAUGAUUAUAACUUGCCAAUGCAGAUCCUGAAGCCGGCCACCUUUACGGACACAGCCCACUAUCCCCUGCUCCUGGUGGUGGAUGGAGCCCCGGGGAGCCAGAGCGUGGCUGAGAAGUUUGAGGUGAACUGGGAGACGGUAAUGGUGAGCAGCCACGGAGCUGUGGUGGUGAAGUGUGAUGGCCGUGGCAGUGGGUUCCAAGGGACCAACCUGCUGCAUGAAGUGAGGAAGAAACUGGGCUCUGUGGAGGAGAAGGACCAGAUGGAAGCUGUGAGGAAGAUGUUGAAAGAACAAUACAUUGACAAAACACGUGUUGCUGUGUUUGGGAAGGAUUAUGGUGGGUACCUGAGCACUUACAUCCUCCCAGCAAAGGGUGAAAAUCAAGGUCAGAUUUUCACCUGUGGCUCUGCUGUCUCUCCAAUAACAGACUUCAAGCUCUAUGCUUCUGCCUUCUCCGAAAGGUACCUGGGCCUCCAUGGACUUGACAACAGAGCGUAUGAGAUGACCAAAGUGGCCCACCGCCUGUCUGCGCUAGAGGGGCAGCAGUUCCUUAUCAUCCAUGCCACUGCUGACGAAAAAAUCCAUUUCCAGCACACGGCAGAACUCAUUACACAACUAAUUAAGGGAAAGGCUAAUUACAGCUUACAGAUCUACCCUGAUGAAAGCCAUUACUUCCAUAGCGCCUUCCUCAAACAGCACCUGUACCGCUCCAUCAUCAGCUUCUUUGUGGAGUGCUUCAGGAUUCAAGACAAACUCCCCACAGUCACAACGAAAGAGGAUGAGGAAGAGGACUAA
This is a messenger RNA of Trichechus manatus latirostris (Florida manatee), 2649 nucleotides long. It is a transcript of the gene DPP6, whose product is annotated as dipeptidyl peptidase like 6. Lineage: Eukaryota; Metazoa; Chordata; Mammalia; Sirenia; Trichechidae. Gene Ontology annotation, biological process: regulation of potassium ion transmembrane transport; proteolysis. Gene Ontology annotation, molecular function: serine-type peptidase activity; potassium channel regulator activity. Gene Ontology annotation, cellular component: voltage-gated potassium channel complex; plasma membrane. The record is from RefSeq and is a predicted model, not a curated record. The coding region runs from base 58 to 2649 and encodes 863 amino acids. The transcript is spliced from 26 exons.